Molecule: messenger RNA, 1152 nt
Organism: Stegastes partitus (bicolor damselfish)
Lineage: Eukaryota; Metazoa; Chordata; Actinopteri; Pomacentridae
Product: deoxyribonuclease-1-like
Exons: 11
Coding region: 109-1056 (315 amino acids)
Biological process (GO): DNA catabolic process
Cellular component (GO): nucleus
Molecular function (GO): deoxyribonuclease I activity; DNA binding
Source: RefSeq, a predicted model, not a curated record
ACUUCCUGCACUCUGCAGCUUUGUUCUGUUUUCUUCAGCCUGCUGACACAUGAGCAGCUGUUUCAAUUCUUUCUCUUUGAUUUUGCGUAUUUCAGCCACACAGUCAGAAUGAAGAUAGCAGCCUUUAAUGCCAAGAACCUCGGACAGAAAAAAGUUGCAGACAAGACUGUCGUCCGCUACCUCACCAAGGUCAUGUCUCGGUACAGCGUGGUGGUGAUACUAGAGGUGAUGGAUAAGAGCGGCGAAGCCAUGCAGAAGUUAAAACAAGAACUCAACAACGCUGCCGACAACAGACAGCGUCCCUACACCAUGAUCUCCAGCGACCAGCUGGGACGAGACACGUACAAGGAGCAGUUUGUUUGUUUCUACAGAGAGGACGAGCUGACGCUGACGGCCCACUACCAGUAUGAAGACAAUCAGGCUGGAGACAAAGACGUCUUCGCCAGAGAGCCUUUCAUCCUGCGCUUCAGCUGUCCCACUGCAGCUGUGAAGGACCUGGUUCUGAUCCCAGUUCACACCAAACCAGACGACUCUGUGAAGGAGCUGGACGAGCUGCACGAUGUGGUCAACGCUGUCAGGACGAAAUGGGGAACUAAUAACAUCAUGAUUUUGGGGGACUUUAACGCAGAUGGACAAUAUCUCUCCAAGAAGAAGAAGAAAAACAUCCGCAUCCACUCUGCUCCUUAUCACUGGCUGAUAGAAGAUGAUGUGGACACAACGGCGAGCAACCAGAAUGACAACACCUACGACAGGAUCGUGGUGUACGGGAAGACCAUGCUGAACGCCAUCGUCCCCGGCUCGGCCAAACCUUUCAACUUCCAGAAAGAGUUCAAGCUGACCGAUGAGGAAACCCUCAGCAUCAGUGACCACUAUCCUGUGGAGGUGGAGCUGAAGAGGAAGGAAACACCGAGGCAGAGGAGGGCGGCGGUUCCCCGAGCAGCAAACAUGACGUCUAUUAGAGGACAAACUGAGAAGAAAGGACCACAAAAGAAGAGGAAGGCUGAGGCAGCAGGACCACAGAAGAAGAAGAAGAAGGCCGAGAAAAGGAAGCGUUAGGUGCAUCCAAGACACCAACGAAGGCAAAACAUCAGGACAAACAUUAAACAAACGUCCACGAUUUUAAACCACCAAAUGUAAAACUCCAUAUUAAGU